AUGUUGUCUUUCAGCUUCUUGCAAAGCUGGCACAAAGCAUUGGCCUGCACCACCACUGUCCCAGAUUGGGUUCUAAAGCAAGCGAGGUUCAGAAACGGCGUGGACUUGUGGGAGCUGUUAAUGACCAAUUGUUCGCAGGUGGGCAGGCUUGCUUUUGUUUGCUCCUUGUCGGUGUUCAUUCCAACUCAGGCCAUUGCGACGGGUCGGCGACCAACAGGUUCACUGCACUUCGUUCAUUGCGUGCUCCUAAAGGACCUCAAGCUGUCAGAGGUCGAGGAUGGUAUCCCUCAAUCUCCAUGCACGUCACUCGAGAUAGUAUCACAUUCAUGGGUUAUCAGUGGAUGUCGACAAUGUAUCGACAUUUCGGCGCGCGUCCUCAGGCAACAUCUGUGUCUAUCUCAUCAAAACAUCCAGCGCUUCUCUAGGCUUACCGAUGCUGCUCCGCACCCGCCAUCCCAAACCACCCUAUCACGUCCCUUUGUGCGCCAGCUCAAACCCUCACAGAUCGUACUGUCUUCCAUGAUCAUGCCUCAACUCCGGAGCGGGCAUUCGCGCAAUGGCGUAGCAACGAGGAUCCCGAAUAGCACCUUCGAGCUGUCCUGGCCCGGGCAGGACGAGGUGUCGAUCUUAGUCAAGAAGAUGCAAACACUAACGACGAAAUCAAGCCGAUCAAGCGAGCUGAACAGACUCCACCACAAGGAACAGCUUGAACAACAUGAUGUUGAAGAGAUUCGUCAGGAAGAGCCGGAUUGUUGGGCCGUGGCAACGCGGCUGAUGUCCUUCGCGGAUGGCGAGCUACCGCAGGACGUCGAGCAGUCCCUGGUGUAGGACGAUGAGUCCCUAGAUGUCGACAAUGGAUCAACAUUUCGCCGCGUUCUCUGAGUCUGAGACCGUAUGCAUGGGCACCUUCGAGCCGUUCGGGCCCCAAAAGGACGAGCUGUCGAAUCUCAGCGCGAAAACGCAUCCGCUGACGACGAAAAUGAAGCCGACGAAAACACCGCCUUCCUGGUGCUCGUUAUUGGAUUUGCCCUAGAGAGUUCCGCGACAUGCGGUCUGGGCAAUCCGAUCUGCAUGAACCGUGACAAACGUGUAUAGACGCGCGAAGACUAGAUCAACGGAGGGUCUCAGGCACAGUGAAGAGGAUCUCGUUGAACAUACAGAAUACAUGGAUUGUAGGCUAAAUCGAUGGAAAAUGACACCCUCUGUGAUGUUCCUCCCACUCCGGGUAACUGACGAGCGGGACAUACUCGGCAGGAAUGUCUUCGGGAAGAAGUCGCUUCUUCAUGUAUCCCCAGAUCCCUUCAGCAUUAUCCCGGUGUUCUUGCCACUGAUUGUCCGUCUGAACCUCGGACACAGCCGUGUCCAGGACGCGCAAUGCAUCGACAUUGGUCAUCCACCCGUUGUACUCAUUGACGGCCAAGGCAAGCACCCAGUAGAGCUCAUUCACACCCACAAGGCAGUCCUUUGGAUAUUUGCGGAUGAAUGCAGAGGCGGCGUUGGCGAAUCGACGUUGCAGUCUGAUCGGGAUCACCGAACGAAUGCGGGUGAAUGCGUAUACCAAUUUGUUAGUGACUGCGCGGUGUACUACCGAGUUGAGCGUCUCAAAGUCCAAGUCGCGCUCCGUUUGAUCCGGACUCCGGGCGGUACAGUGCUCGAGGAAAGUGGUAAAAACGCCCACACGGUCCACGGACACAGUCGUGAACUUGCUGUGCCGAUGCACGCUCCAUUCGUUCAUCGUUGUCAAGGCCGAGCACGGCACGGAACCAGUCCUCGUCGUCGAAGAUACUCGGCAAUCGCUCCCAUUUCGACGAAUCCUGCCGCAAACUUUUGAGCACGACAGACUGGACGAUGAUAGCCAAACGGUGCGUGCGAAUGUCGGUUGCUUCCUGCAGAGUGCGGAGGACCAAAAGAUGGGUAUCAAAGUCUUUUGGUGGUACAUCAGACCCGAGCCAAUUCUGAUAAAUAAGCUGGAGGGCGUCGACACUGGCCUGGGGAUUUGAUCGGAACUCGAAGCAGUCGCAUAGACGGAGGGACAGGAAUCGGGUAUAAUGAUACUUUGGAGCGGCCUGUGAAUGAUGCUUUGAGUCAAAUUCCGGGUCAGAGACGGCAAGAGACGGAUGUCGAACAAGGAACGGCCCAAGACCCGGCAGCGACCGAACGGAAUAAUUGGAUGUCUGGGCAAACGGGCUGAUCAUCAGACGAGCAGCAAAGACGACGCUGUCCGCUGUCUCGUCCACUGUCUUGUCCCACACAGAACUGAUUAGCUUUUCGAGAGCAAUAUACAGAGUCGAGUAGCCAUCCGCUUCCGUAAAUCGCAUUUGUGACCGAUAAAAGAGUGAAUUGGUCGCAUCCCGUUGGAAGCUGGCGGAGCAUUUGGAAAGUGCCAGCAGAUAUUGCGUGUACGUGCGAUGCAUGUCCGUUUGCCGCUGCUCUUCGGCUUCGGUGCGAAUAUCACCGUCGUAGUCGCUCAACGCCCGCUCCUGACUCCGAGACUCGAUCAUGUUCAGACGGAUCAGAGCGGAGACGCCAGGGAGCAUGCUCUGCACUUCGUCGGACUGAAGAAAGUUCGUACCGAAUAGUGCGUUGUCCACGUCGACUUCUCCGAUCGGACUUUGCAGAGGCAAUCCCGUGUGAAGAGAGAACGCGCAGAUGGCCCAGAUGGCACGGAGCACGGAGAGCUGACGGCGGAGGCGGACUUUUUCCUCAAGCAGAUUGCUGUUGGAGCCAGCCAUAAAAUCAGCAAGACGCUGGCAGAGAUGGACUUCCCGAUCCUGCAACAGGGACUGGAAGAGUGCCUGAUACACACCGCGAGGCUUGUUUUGAUCGAAAUCCCAUAGCGUCUGGGGGAUCCCCUUGACAAGUUUCUCAAGCUCCUCAUCGUCAGAGAGAGACCGGAAGACCCACGCGAGUGCGUGUGUCUCUGUGUCGACGGCGGGAUGCAGUGCUGCUGAUUUCAAGGCGUCCACCAUGCUCUGGGACUGCGGACGAGUGUCGGCAGGGGCAGGACGCUUGGCAGAGGCCUCGGAGUUCGUCACAGGAGAUUCCGCGGGUUUCUCGGGGUCUGUCACAGUGAUUCGCUUUCGGGUGAAGGCCUUGCAAACAGCCACUGCCCUCCAUAUAUAAGCCCUCAGUACGCUUCCCAAACUUCGAUUCAGCGACCACAAGAUCCGUGUGAGCGGUGUCUGAUACGGACAGUCGAAGAAGAAGAGUGGGAGGGAGGAGAACGCUCCGUAGACGGAGACAAACAGGAGCAGAAGAGCGGAAGAGAUGCACAUGAUGAUGAUGUUGACGGGCACGAGAAAGGCAACUAGGCCUGCAAAGAACAGGAGUAGUGCCCCGUGCAAGAGAAGCGGGGGAACGCCGACAACGGCGUGCAUAUCGAAACGCCGUAAGCCGUAGUAGAGAUACAUGUACACACGCGCGCGGACAGAGGGGGAAGAGAACAUGGUUGUCCGGUGCUGGUACUCUUGGGCCCACUGCUUGACCAGAGUCGCAACAAGGGCACUUGACAAGCUCAGUGUAAGACUGGUGAACCAAAGCGCGUUGCAGACAAGAGAGGAGGCUGGGGGCAAGAACGCAGCAGGGGGAGGAAGUACGUCCUUCACGGCUGUGCCGUUAUUCAUGUUCGCAAGCUGAUGCGAUAUCUGGCUGAGGAGUGCAACAGUCUGACUGAGCAGCACAACGGUCUGGCCACCCGGGUCCACAUUCAGCGUCUUGUAGCUUUCGAUAAUGAAUCCGGUGACGACUCCCGAGAAGAGACCGGCCUAAUAAGUCAGAUUCAGAGAGGGACCAGAAUUCA
Mycena citricolor is the source of this 3799-nucleotide messenger RNA. The record is from the annotation of a GenBank genome assembly. NCBI's taxonomy places the organism in Eukaryota, Fungi, Basidiomycota, Agaricomycetes, Agaricales, Mycenaceae.